Messenger RNA from Selaginella moellendorffii, 3230 nucleotides. Its product is annotated as pentatricopeptide repeat-containing protein At2g13600-like. Gene Ontology annotation, biological process: RNA modification. Gene Ontology annotation, molecular function: protein binding; RNA binding. The transcript is spliced from 3 exons. NCBI's taxonomy places the organism in Eukaryota, Viridiplantae, Streptophyta, Lycopodiopsida, Selaginellales, Selaginellaceae. The record is from RefSeq and is a predicted model, not a curated record. The coding region runs from base 122 to 3196 and encodes 1024 amino acids.
UGGAAAUCCGGCGUAUCUCAAGUGGAUAGAGGAGAGCACGAAAUAAAAUGAUGCUCAGGAUACAUAGAGGAGUAAGAUGACCCAGCAACAGUAGCCACAAUAAAAAAGAAAAUCAACAGAUAUGGUCAAAAGGAGCAUAUCCUCAGUCCUAUACGCACUGAAGCUGUGCAUGAGCUCGCGAGAUCUUUCAAGGGCGAAGAAAAUUCACGCUGAUAUCAUCGAGAAUGGACACGAGUCGGACCUCUUUGUUGCAAGCACGCUGGUGACUGUUUACUCAAAAUGUGGUAGCCUGGUGGACGCCUGCAAUGUUUUCAACAAGAUGAAGUGCCGAGACGUGGUGGCAUGGAACAACAUUAUUCUGGCACACGAAGAGAAUGGGGAGGCUCAGGUGGCUCUGGAGCUGUUUGAAAGAAUGGAAAAGGAAGGGUUCUCUCCGGGUGCUAGAACCUUUGUCGCUGCUCUCAAGGCUUGCUCAAGUGUUGCUGAUGGAGAAGAUGGCACCCCACUAAAUGUGAAGAUGCAGUCACUAGAGAAAGGGAUGGUUCUUAACUCGCAAGCGGCAACCAGAGGUUUUGUUGAGGAUACUUACGUCUCCAACACACUCGUGGAUAUGUAUGGAAAGUGUGGGAGCAUGCUGGAGUCACGCAGAGUUUUCGACUCGAUGCGAGGUCACGACGUAGUGUCCUGGACUGCAUUGAUCCUGGGGUAUGCUGAUAACGGGGAACCGGACUUGGCUUUGCUUAUCUUCGAAGGUAUGAAAGCCAAAGGUUGUCGACCAAAUGCUUUAACUUUUGUUGCUGCUUUGAAGGCCUGCGUCGGUCUAGUGCUCAAGGAAGAAGAAGGAAAGAAAGUUGAUGGCAAGGCCGCGUGUUUUGGGAACGGUGUCCGUGUCCACUCUCAACUAGCAGCCUAUGGAUUCGAUUCAGACAUCCUGGUAGUCAACACUCUGAUGGAUAUGUACUUCAAGUGUGGACGUCUGGUGGAAGCUCGAGCCGUCCUUGAGUGGAUACCUUCACUGAGCGUAGUCUCCUGGACAGUGUUGACGCUGGGCUAUGCUGAAAACGGGGAAGCUGAACUGGCUCUUGACUCAUUCUCUCGGAUGGCUGCUGAAGACUGCCUGCCAAACUCCAGAACCUUCAUUGCUGCUUUUAAGGCCUGCAAUCUCCUGGCCGCACGGGAAGACAGCAAGGAAGUUGACGGACAGAGCUUGAAAGUUGGAAGUUUGAAGAAAGGCAUAGCUCUCCACUCAAGAGCUUCAAAGAUCGGUUGUGACUCGGACAUCUUCCUCGCAAACACUCUGAUAGACAUGUAUGCGAGCUGCGGGAGCAUGAUCGAUGCGUGGAAAGUAUUUGCCAAGAUGCCUCGACGUACCGUAGUCUCCUGGAACGCACUGAUGCUCGGCUUUAGCGACAACGGACAACCCGAGCAAGCUUUAAGUUCAUUCUCACAGAUGGACUGUCCGCCGGAUUCUCUAUCGUUCGUGGCUGCUUUCAAGGCUUGUGGCAGUCUGGCAGUCAAGGAAGACGGGAGAAAAGUCGAUGGGAAGCUCAUUAAAACAGCGGCCUUGCAGAAGGGACAGGAACUUCACUCACAGGCAGUAGAGCUCGGCCGUGCAUCGGACAUCCUGGUCGCCAACACCUUGCUGGACAUGUACAUGAAGUGUGGAAGCGUAACAGAUGCUCUCAAGGUGUUUGAGGGGAUAUCUCCGCGCACGCUGGUUUCGUGGGCCGUGCUGAUACUGGGCUAUGCCGAGAACAACGAAGGUGAGCUGGCUCUCGAGUUUUAUGAACGCCUGAAACUUGAGCAAGGCUUCCUGCUCGAUGCUUUGACGUUCGUUGCGGCGCUCAGGGGCUGCACAGGCGUUGCUGUGAAAGAAGUGGGGACACAGGUCGAUGGGAAGCUUGUGAAACAGCAGGCUCUGAAGACCGGAAUGGAGAUUUACUCUCAGGCAUCGAAACAGGGAUAUGGAGUGGACCUGCUCGUCACAAGCACACUGCUUGACUUGUACACAAAGUGUGGGAGCAUGACAAACGCUCGGGAAGUCUUCGAAAAGAUGCCGGUCCACAACUCCGCCUCUUGGAACUCACUGCUGCUCGGGUACGCAGAGAGCGGCCAGGAGCAGGUGGUUUUGGAGCUCUUCGACGCCAUGAAGCUUCAAGGUGUCGUCCCCGACGUCCGGACUUACGCCGCGGCACUGAAGGCCUGCACAAACCUCGCAGCAAAAGAGCAGGGAACUCUAGUGAAUGGGAAGCUCGUCAAAGCGGAGAGCCUGGAAAAAGGAAUGGCGAUUCACGCGCAAGCAGCCGGCAGCAGUGGCGGCAUGGACAUGUUCGUCUACGGCACUCUGGUGGACAUGUACGCUAAGUGUGGCAGCAUGGCGGACGCGAGCAGAGUCUUCCUUGGCAUGGAGGUCCACGACGUGGUCUCAUGGACGUCGCUCAUGGCGGGAUACGCAGACAACGGAGAGCCCGCCAUAGCUCUGGAGCUGCUCGACUCCAUGGACGCACAGGGCGGCGCUCCAAACGCUCUCACUUUCCUGGCGACGCUCAAGGCCUCCGGAGCCAUCGCCGCGAUCCAGGCCGCGGUGGGAAUCCACGGCAGGAUCUACCGGUCAGGGAUGGAGAACAGCACCCUGGAGACUUGCCUGCUCGACGCCUAUGGAAAGUCUGGGAGCAUGGAUCGAGCGCAGCGGGUUUUCGACCAUUCUAGCGCCUCGACGAGGAAUCCAGUGACUUGGAACGCGCUGAUAGCCGGCUACAGCCGGCAUGGCGACACCGAGAAGGUGUUCCACUGGUUCCAGCGGAUGCUAGACGAGGGACUCCGGGUGGACGCCAUCACCUGGACGAGCGUUCUCUCGGCUUGCAGCCAUGCCGGUCUGGUGGACAGGGGCGAGGAGUUCUUCCGGGAGAUGUUGUCCAGAAGCAGCCCCGGGAUCGAGCACUACCACUGCGUGAUCGACAUGCUCUCGCGCUACAACCGAUUGGAGACUGCUCUGGCGAUGGCCAAGGCGAUGCCGUGCCAAGCCAACGAGAUCACUUGGACCACCAUCUUGGGCGCCUGCUGGAAGUGGAAGAAUGUGGAGGUGGCCAAGGUGGCGUUUGAGAGCUUGCAGGAAUUGGAAGGCGGACCAGUGGAGGGCGCUGGUUUCGUGCUCAUCUCCAACAUCUACGAGACUAUGAAAGUUGGCGAACAAUAAAUAAUGGAACUAUGGAAAUUAGGACUUUCUUAAA